This is a messenger RNA of Hippoglossus stenolepis (Pacific halibut), 930 nucleotides long. RefSeq names its product olfactory receptor 10A6-like. The record is from RefSeq and is a predicted model, not a curated record. The transcript has a single exon. Gene Ontology annotation, cellular component: membrane. Gene Ontology annotation, molecular function: olfactory receptor activity; G protein-coupled receptor activity. Gene Ontology annotation, biological process: G protein-coupled receptor signaling pathway. Lineage: Eukaryota; Metazoa; Chordata; Actinopteri; Pleuronectiformes; Pleuronectidae. The coding region runs from base 1 to 930 and encodes 309 amino acids.
AUGAUGCUGAAUUCAACGUCAUCAACUUCAUCUUACUUUGUUCUUGAGGCUUAUUUACAUGUGGGAACUUUGAGAUACUUGUUGUUCAUGUUGACUGCAGUGAUUUACAUGUUCAUCCUGAUUUCCAACACGUCUCUGAUUGUCGUUAUCUGUAUGAACAGAAGUCUACAUGAACCUAUGUACGUGUUUCUGUGCAGCCUGUUUGUAAAUGAACUGUAUGGUAGCACAGGGUUGUUUCCUUUCCUCCUGCUUCAGAUUCUCUCAGACGUUCACACUGUUUCUCGUCCUCUUUGUUUCCUGCAGAUCUUCUGUGUUUAUUCUUACGGAAGUGUAGAAUUUACUAAUUUAGCCGUCAUGUCGUACGACAGAUAUCUGGCCAUCUGUUGUCCUCUGCAGUACAACACACGUAUGACGGUGAACAAAGCAGUUACCUUCAUUAUUGUGCUCUGGGUGUAUUCCUCUGGGAAGUUCUUAGUUACUUUAUCGUUGAACAUCCGUUUGCCUCUUUGUGGAAACGUCUUGGACAGUUUGUAUUGUAAUAACUACCUGAUUGUUAAGUUAGCGUGUUCCGACACCACAGUGAACAACAUCUACGGACUGUUCGGUGCCGUUCUGACCGUCUUAGUUCCUCUGCUUCCGAUCCUGUUCUCCUACACGAAGAUUCUUCAAGUUUGUUUCUCUGGUUCCAAACAGACGAGACAGAAAGCCGUCAGUACCUGCAGCCCCCACCUGGUGUCGCUGCUCAACUUCUCUUUCGGCUGUUUGUUUGAAAUAAUGCAGAGCAGGUUUAACAUGACCAAUCUUCCCAAAGUGCUCAGACUCAUCUUGUCCUUGUAUUUCUCGGUGCUGCAGUUUCUGUUGAAUCCCAUCAUGUUUAGAAUGCAAAUGUCAAAACUACGGAUGUUUAAAGGUCACAGAGUCUCUGUGUAG